AUGGUUGGACUAUCGCCCAAGUUGAGCUCAAUCGGUAGAGCUGGGCCCAGUCUAGUCUUCUCUAAUCUUGGGCAAACAGUACAGCAAGUGAGAUUCUAUGAAGAAGCCAUAAAAGCUAUUUUGUUUGCAUCCUUUGACAGAAAGACUGCCCUCCUCUCCAUCACGUUCCUGGCCUGGUGUAUGGUUCCUCAUGGUCAGAUGCUAUUUUGGAGCACUGACGUCUUGCAUGGCCGACUUUGGACUGUGGAGCUGCUUUGGAAUAUUUCCGUUAGGCCUCUUAUCCAGACAUCGGUUUUGUAUCUAGAAGAAGACCGAGUGGGGAAACAUCCCUUAGUCUUUCACGGAGGAAAGUCUCAGGCUUCCGCUUUGUAG
This is a messenger RNA of Morchella sextelata, 372 nucleotides long. RefSeq lists its product as uncharacterized. The record is from RefSeq and is a predicted model, not a curated record. The coding region runs from base 1 to 372 and encodes 123 amino acids. NCBI's taxonomy places the organism in Eukaryota, Fungi, Ascomycota, Pezizomycetes, Pezizales, Morchellaceae. The transcript is spliced from 7 exons.